AUGCCGAACUGGAAAGACCUUUUCGCCAACCGGGAACGGCGUCAAUUCCCCGAGGUUGUGAUCCCACUUGCCCAUGGCUCCGCACCGAACGAUGCUUACCCCAGCGAUAACUCCAACUCUGGCCUCGACAGGUCUUCUUCUCAAGAAAAGGGCACCGCUGGCUCUUAUUCGAGUGGGCCACUGACUCUGGAAGCUCUCAGGGUCGAGGUUGAGGCUGAUAUUGGCGCCUCGGGCCAUAACACUGUUUACGAUCGCAAAGCAAAGAUCAUCAACAGAGCAGUUCAGGACAUUGGUAUGGGACGCUAUCAAUGGGGUCUGUUCGUGCUCUGUGGAAUGGGUUGGGUUGCCGACAAUCUCUGGCUGCAGGGAGUGGCCCUCACACUGACCCCAAUUGCCAAAGAAUUUGGUGUCUCUGAAAAUGAGUCUCGCUUCGCAACAUGCUCUCUCUUUGUUGGUCUAAUUAUUGGUGCCUCUUUCUGGGGAAUUGCCUCCGACGCUAUCGGAAGACGUCCGGCUUUCAACAUGACCCUUUGCAUUUGCGGUACAUUUGGCCUCGCCGCCGGAGGUGGACCUAACUGGGUUGGAACAUGUGCUCUGUACGCCUGUUUGGGUCUAGGUGUUGGUGGAAACCUACCCGUUGAUGCAGCUGUCUUUUUGGAAUGCUUGCCUCCCAAUUCAAGCAACAUUCUGAGUGGUCUAGCUACGUGGUGGUCUGUCGGUACUUUGAUUGCCAGUAUGCUUGCCUGGGCUUUCAUUCCAAACUUCUCUUGUGAAAGCAUUGAAACAUGUACCAAGGCAAACAACUGGGGCUGGAGGUACCUUGUCUUGACAUUGGGUGCUAUCACAUUUGCUAUGUUCCUCUGCCGUUUCUUUUUCUUCACACUCUACGAGUCGCCAAAGUUCCUGGUCUCUCGCGGUCGUCAGGAUGAGGCUGUGGCUGCAGUGCAAGGAAUCGCUCACAAGAACAAGACCACCACUUGGCUGACCGAGGAAAUCAUGAACGAAGUUGGUGGAUACCCUGAGGAGAACAAGAAGCAGUCCCUAUCCACCGGAGAGAUCAUCAAGCGGUCCCUUGAGAGAUUCUCCGUUCAACAGAUCAAGCCCUUGUUCAAGACUAAGCGGCUUGCCGUUUCGACGAUUCUUAUCUGGUUCUGCUGGACAUGCAUUGGAAUGGGCUACACCCUUUUCAACGCCUUCCUCCCUCAAUACCUAAGCGCCAACUCUUCCACCUACAUCACCUACCGCAACUACGCCAUCACAGCAGUUUGUGGAAUUCCUGGGCCCCUUCUUGGCUGGUACACUGUCGAUAUCAAGUACAUUGGUCGCAAGGGCACAAUGGCGGCCUCAACCCUCAUCACGGGCGUCCUAUUGUUCUGCUUCACAGCCACCAAGGACCCCAACAUCCAGCUCCUGUGUUCCUCCCUGGAGUCUUUCUUCCAGAUGAUCAUGUACGGUGUGCUGUAUGCCUACACUCCCGAGGUAUUCCCUGCUCCCAACCGAGGUACCGGAUCUGGUAUUGCUAGCUGCUUGAACCGGAUUGCUGGUCUCAUGGCCCCGAUCAUUGGUAUCUAUGCUAGUACUGAUCCUGUUGCCCCGAUUUAUGCGGCCGGUGCGCUUAUCUUGGCUGCAUUUGUGGCGAUGUGUUUCUUGCCCAUCGAAACUCAAGGAAAGCAGUCGAUGUAA
This is a messenger RNA of Penicillium canescens, 1683 nucleotides long. RefSeq lists its product as uncharacterized. Gene Ontology annotation, biological process: transmembrane transport. The record is from RefSeq and is a predicted model, not a curated record. Gene Ontology annotation, molecular function: transmembrane transporter activity. Lineage: Eukaryota; Fungi; Ascomycota; Eurotiomycetes; Eurotiales; Aspergillaceae. The transcript is spliced from 7 exons. Bases 1 to 1683 code for a protein of 560 amino acids.